This is a messenger RNA of Spirodela intermedia, 962 nucleotides long. The record is from the annotation of a GenBank genome assembly. Lineage: Eukaryota; Viridiplantae; Streptophyta; Magnoliopsida; Alismatales; Araceae.
AUGGAGACUGCAUUCCUCGUCUGGUCGGCCGCUCCCGCCGCGUCCCAGGACAGGCGGGCCGGCGUCUUCCUACCCCACGCUGGCGGCGCCGCCGCCCUGCUCGUCCCCUCCGGCGAGGCCCUCCCCCAGCAGAGCCCACCGGCCCCUCGCCCCGCCAAGGCCAAGAAGAAGCCGUCUGCCCCCAGGAAGCCCCCUCAGCGCGGGCUCGGCGUCGAGCAGCUCGAGCGCCUGCGCCUGCAGGAGCAGUGGCGCAAGAUAACCCACGCGGAGCCGCCGCUGUGCCAGCAGCUACGCCAGCCAGCCCUCUGCGGGCUUUCCCUCGCCACGACGGCGCCACCGGUAGGACACAGCUCGCCGUGGGCCGCCUCCGGCUUGCCCUACCACGUCGCCGCCGCUCGCUACCGGGUGGCCAUGGCGGGCGGCGGCUUCCAGGUGGGCGGCCAUGGCACGCUCGCGGAGUUCCCUUCAAGCCAAAGCUUGCAGUGCUCGGAGCGCUGCGAGCUCUGCGUCAGGGUAAGCAAGAGCUUCUUCCUCUUCUUCUUAUUCUUCCCCGGCGACGGCGUACACAUCAUCUCUUCCAUGCUCUUGUUCUCAGACGAAACGGCUGCUGGGGGAGAAGCUUCGGACGGGGGAAGGAGAUGCCGGUCUGGGAGAGGGGAAGCAUCCCCUCCAUCUCUUUCUCGCCGAUCGCAUGGAUGAUCAGGUAGCGAACCAGAAGACCUCCCUCUCUCUCUCUCUCUCUCUCUCUCUCUCUCUCUCUCUCUCUCUCUGAUUACUUUCUACAGGGAGGAACGGAGGUGAGGAGGAGGAGAUCGCCGGAGACAGAGCUGAAGGAGCGCAUGUUCUUCCCCUGCAGCUCGAAGCUGGGUGCGGCGACGAGGGCCAUUGAUGAAUCGUCGUCCUCUCCGUCCCUUGCCAUCGGCGGCAACCAGUUGGAUCUUUCCCUCAAGCUCUCCUUCUAG